Molecule: messenger RNA, 3598 nt
Organism: Peromyscus californicus insignis
Lineage: Eukaryota; Metazoa; Chordata; Mammalia; Rodentia; Cricetidae
Gene: Rnf225
Product: ring finger protein 225
Exons: 1
Coding region: 1363-2343 (326 amino acids)
Biological process (GO): protein ubiquitination
Molecular function (GO): ubiquitin protein ligase activity
Source: RefSeq, a predicted model, not a curated record
UUUCCCUGGCAAGUACCACUCUGGUCUAGUGCUGGUCACAGUGUAAACUCAGUGCCUGGGAAUGACCCAUUAAGUACUGGGAGUGAGGGGUGGAUUGCUGUUACCCUCUGGGUCUGAUAAGGGGAAGGGCUGGGGUGCUAAAGAUCCAUAGUGUAUACACACAACAUUGAGGUUGUGUUUCAGAUAGUCCCUGUUGGGGCUGGAGAGAUGGCUCAGAGGUUAAGAGCACUGGCUGUUCUUGCAGAGGUCCUGAGUUCCAGCAACCACAUGGUGGCUCACAACCAUCUGUAAUGAGAUCUGACACCUUCUUCUGGCAUGCAGGCUGAACACUGUAUACAUAGUAAAUCUUUUUUUAAAAAGUAGUCCCUGUUAGGUCUGUCUAGUCAGGGUAUGAUGGGGUCCAGUUUGCUCACUCCCUUAGUGUUUAUGUACAGGCUUCACGUGUCUCGGGGAGCCCAGCUGUGGAGGCUUUGCACAGUGGUCUAUGGCCCUUGUGCGAUUCAACUUCCCAGCCAGCCUUGCAUCCAUUAUAGAUCAGACUUGGUGUUCGUGCUAGUAGGAGGGGCCUGGGGGCGGGGUAAGCAGCCAGACAGGUUUGACAGGUACAUGGGAACCUGGAGAGGGCUGGCCCAAGGUCAGGUGCCCUCCAGGGAGGGGCACUUGACAGCCUAGUGGCAGACAAGCCAGAAAUUGGGGUCAGAACAGGAGAGACUCACCAGGAUACUCAUCCGAACCAGCAUCGACAGGUAGGAUGUCCUGCAAACUUGGCUAGUCAUUCCUGUCUGGUGGUAGAUCUUACACCCUGGGUUUCCUACUUUGCUUCUCAGCUAUUAGGUACCUCUUGUUCCAGAAUCUGGUGAACAAGUGACAGGUUCUCAGCCUUAAUGUUGCGACCCUUUAGGGACAGCUCCUCAUGUGGUGGUGGCCCCCAACCAUAAAUUAUUUUUGUUGCUACUUCAUAACUAAUUUGACUACUGUUAUGACUUGUAAUAUGUAGACAUCUUUUCCUGUGGUCGUUGGCAACCCUUGUUAAUAGGAUGCGACCCGCAGAUUGAGAACCACCGCCCUGGAGUCUAAAUACUGCUCCUCUGUUCCCUGUGGCGCUAUCCUGACUUGGUUUGGUGUCUUCCCUCUUGCAUCUCCCCUAAGAAGAUGGAUCCUUCAGACUUUUAAAGCUGCUUCAGUCUGUUACCUACUUUAUCUUGACUUUGGGGACUGAGAGUCCAACUAAGGACUCAUCUCUGCCUCCUUGGACCCACUCUGCAUAACUUCAUUCUCCCUGCUCCCCUUUGAAAUAUCUUACCAACCUGCCACAACCUCCAGAUCCCUACCUGAGCCCUUCUCCUCAUAGGUACAAUCUGGAUGCCGUGUCCUCGGCUUCUCUGGCUCCGCCGCCACCGAGCCUCCCAGGGCUCAAGCCCGGGCUCCCCAGGUACCCUCUCUGCACCCACGUCCCCUAGCAGAGGCGAAAAUGAGGACGCAGAAGAGGAGGAGGGCGAUGGCAACCCGGGCGACAGCCCCAUCCUGCCCCCUGCAUCCCCCAUGGAGUGCCUUAUCUGCGUGUCACCCUUCGACGGCGUUUUCAAGCUACCAAAACGCCUGGACUGCGGCCACGUCUUCUGUCUCGAGUGCCUGGCCCGCCUAUCCCUGGCUACGGCGGGUGGCGGUGACGCAGUGGCUUGCCCCAUGUGCCGUGCGCCCACACGCUUGGCCCCGCGCCGGGGGCUCCCCGCUCUACCCACGCAGCCGAGCCUGCUGCCUCGCGAGGCGCGCGUGGCACCCCCACGCCAGGGCUCCGUGCGAUUCGACCGCCGCCGAGGGCUCCUGUACCUGCGGCCCCCGCCACCGUCUCCGGGGCCACGCAAGAGCCGCACAGCGCGAGCCCCGCCGCCUCCACCCCCGCUGCGCCUCGGCCGCCCGCUGUCGCGUCGCCUGUCCAUGAGCAGCCCCACGUGGGCCUUCAACGCGGCUGUGGCUCUGGCCGUGCUGGUGGCCGCGGGCCUCGUUGUCUCUGGUGUCUACAUCUUCUUCCUCAUCCCUCAUGUCACCACCUCCGGCCUUGGGCGGCCUCAGGUCGUAGCUCUGGCCCCCGAUCCUAGCUUCUGGCAACCGCCGCGGCCCACAUCAAUAGCACCCUGGACCCACUCCUGGACGCUGCGCCCCACAAAGCCUGACCUGGACCUGGAUAGUACCCUGCCAGAGGCUACCAAGGACACGCCAGAGCUUGAGGAGGCUACUACCAAGGACCCAGGGCCCCUGGAUACACCACUGGAUCAAACACCGAAGGCAGAGACUGACCUUGGCUGGAACCUGCAGGCACAGGAUGAUGGGAAUAGGUUGUAACUACAGCAAUAAAUGCCUCAGUGCUAUAGCCCUGUCUCCUGGCCUGAGGAUUUCUGUGUUAUCCUGGAGGGCAUUAACAGAAUGCAUCUCUCCAGAUUGGGGACUGAAAAGGCACGAACUCUCUCAAACCACUGUAAUCAUUCCAUGAGAAUGUCUGAUUCCCAUGAACAUCUAAUUGAAGGUACCAGGCCACGCACGACCUUUUUUUUUUUUUUUUUUUUUUUUUUGAUUUAUUGGAAGACCUUUGUAAGGGUCCUACUGACGAUUACUUCUGAACCAUACCCUUGUGUAGGUCUAGUUGGGGUACCCCUGAUUCUCAUCUCUGUGCAAGUCCAGCUGGCCUCUCCCCACGGUGACAUCUAUACAGGACUGUGUCAGGGUGCCUUAGCUUUGAUCUUGAUGGGAUGGUGUUAGAAGCACUUCAAAUCAUCCUCACCACAGCCCCCUAAGGGAGACAUUCCUGGUCAGCUCUGAGGAUGAAGGCUCUGAUCCAAUCUGAUCCACUCAUCCUUUGGACUCACCACAGUGGGGCUGGGGCCCCUAUCUUCGGAGUACAAAACUGUUGUUACUAUUCUGAUUAUGUGUCUUGCGGCCCACAGCUAGUCUGUAAAUUUCAGCACCUGCACAGCUGACGAGGACUCUGACUUGGAGGACCAGGGGUGGCCCGGCUAGGAAUGGGAGGGGCCCUGACUUCUGAAAAUUGGUUCUCAUUUGGGAAGUAUAUCCCAAGCUGGUCUGGGAGUUUGAUGUCUCCUCCAGACUUUGGUUUCUAGGACCUACUCAGUACCUUGUGGAACAGUUCUGGUCAUCACGGCUUGGAGAGUUAAGGCCUCCCUGUGGCUCAGAAUCAUUCAACAGGGAAGGAAGGCCAUGGCCCUCCAUAGCUAACAUGAGAGAUGCUGGUCCUGUGUCUGCUUUAAUCCCAUUAUCCCCAUCUUCCCCCUUCUCCGGGGCUCCAUCAGCUCUGCCCAGCCUUCCCUCUAUGCCUCUGCUGAAGUCGAAGCCUUUCCAGCGUCCACCUCUAUGGAAGGUGGCUCCUGUCUUCCUUCCAAAAGCCUUUUUGGCUAAGACACAGAGUAGGAGAAAGGCAGCUACUCUCUGCAUAGGCUGACCACAGACCUCUGAAACACCGUGUCCUGGCUUACCUCACUUGGCAUGAGACGAUGUGUGUUAAGGGUGGGCAGCAUUUUCCAGAAUGAAAUGUGACUUCUACAUAUCUGGAGGCCUCUGUGUGGUUUAUUUACGUGUGUGUCCU